This is a messenger RNA of Misgurnus anguillicaudatus (oriental weatherfish), 2576 nucleotides long. NCBI's taxonomy places the organism in Eukaryota, Metazoa, Chordata, Actinopteri, Cypriniformes, Cobitidae. The record is from RefSeq and is a predicted model, not a curated record.
UGGGCAAAAAAAUCGAUUUAAUCGAUUUAUCGAUUUUGUAGUGUAAAACGAUUUUUAUUUUGCAAACUCGAGUUUUUUUUCCCCCGGACUUUUCCGCGUUUCGUCCUUGUGCGUCACCAUAGCGCGACAUGAGCCAGCCCCCGCCCCGCGUAACCAUAGAUACUAAAAGAGGCGCGUAACAGAAUCAAAACAACAUGGCAGCGUGUAGUACUAGCAGAGAACUACUUCCAAAGAAAGGCACAGGUAAUUCUGUAAUUUGGAACUGGUUUGGUUUUCAUGCAGCAGACCAAACACAGACGAAGCCUUGCUGCAAAAUAUGUUUCAAGGCUGUUGCUACUGGAAGCAGCAGUACAACAAAUCUUUUCCAGCACCUGAGGAAUAAACAUCGCGAGGAAUGGGAGAAGUGCAGCCGGCUUCGUAGCGAAAACGGCUCCUCUAGCACACCUGCUGAAAAGCAAACUACACUUCCUGAGAGUUUUACAAACUGUGUGCCUUAUGAUAAGAACGGAGUGCGAUGGAAAGCGAUUACAGAGGCGAUCACGUUUUAUAUUGCCACAGACAUGCUGCCAAUUUAUUCUGUCGAAAAGCGAGGCUUUAAUAACAUGCUUAAAGUAUUAGAUGCGAGGUACGUUGUCCCCAGUCGCAAGUAUUUCGCCAGUGUAGCGCUGCCUCACCUGUACAAUACAACUCGGGAAAAGAUCCGCAGUGAGCUGGAGGAGAUGCAGUUUUACUCGGCCACAACGGACCUGUGGUCCAGCCGGACGAUGCAGCCAUAUCUGAGUCUGACGGUUCACUACAUCAACACUAGUUGGACUCUGCGGAGCAUCUGCCUUCAGACAGCGUAUUUCCCCGACAACCACACUGGUGACGUAAUUGCCCAUGGCUUAAAAGACGCUCUCAGCUCCUGGGGACUUUCGGAGGAACGACUCGUCUGCAUGACAACUGAUAGUGGCACCAACAUCAUAAAAGCCCUUAAAGACAACAAUUGGCCCAGCUUGCAGUGUUUUGGCCACAGACUCCACAACGCCAUAGAGAAUGGUGUAAAAGAUCCAAGGAUUGAUCGGGCCAUAGGGGUCUGCAAAAAAGCUGUAUCAGCCUUCUCCUACAGCUGGAAAAAAAGGCGAGACAUGACAGAGUUGCAGGCUGAGCUUGGACUUCCCCAGCAUCUUUUGAUCUCAGAAUCCCCAACACGUUGGGGGUCUCGUCAAAAGAUGAUUGAGCGUUUUCUCGAGCAAGAGAAGGCAAUUACUCGUGUCCUGGGUGCGGACAAGAAAACGCGUCAUCUUGUUCCCACGUGGCAAGAUUUGGAAGUAUUAGAAGCCACCAACAAAGCAGUGAAACCUCUCCAGGACUUCACUGAUGCACUGUCAGGGGAGUCAUUUGUUAGUGUGUCAUGCAUCAAACCAGUGCUGCAUUUGUUUAAAACAAGUCUCCUCCUGCCAGAGGAGGAAGAUUUGGAGCUAACAAAAACAAUCAAAGCUAACAUCAUGCGUUACCUCGAAAGUAAAUACUGCGAUUUGGAGAAGGAGGAACUUUUGGACAUAGCCACACUUUUCGACCCGAGGUUCCGUACAACCUACAUUGAUGCUAGCAAACUUGAAGUUGUUAAAAAAGAGCGGUGUCUGAGAUCUCUGCUCUCUGCAACUCUACCACAGAGGAAGCUGGUCCCUCAGCUGUUCAAGAGAACACCCCACCAAAAAAGAAAAUGACUCUGGGUGCCUUCUUUAAAAACAGUGCACCAUCCACCACGCCACACCCACAAUCUGAGAAAACAAAAAUUGAGACUGCGCUUGCAACGUAUUUACUUAUUCCAGACAUAGAGCCAGACACAGAUCCUCUUGAAUGGUGGAAGCUGCAUCAGCCCAACUUUCCAAGGCUAAGCUUACUGGCUAAAAAAUAUCUUUCUAUUCCAGCCACUAGUGCCCCCUCAGAGAGGGUAUUUAGUGUGGGUGGGGGAAUAGUUACCUGCAACCGGGCCUGCCUUAAGCCAGAGGUUGUGGAGAGGCUCUUCUUUCUUGCAAAAAAUGUUUAGAAUGAGCAUGCACAAUGUUUCAGAGAUCUAACAAGCUCGUUUUUGUUGUUAUAGGUAAAAGUUUACAUUUGUUCACUCUUUGAGCAGGCUGUAUGUCUGCCACAGGCAUGUUUCAUUGUUUAUAUUCAAAGUUCACACUAUACUGAGAAGAGUUUAUUUUUUUAUUUCAUUGUUUAUAUUUAAAGUUCACACUAUACUGAGAAUAGUUAAUUUUAUUAUUUCAUUGUUUAUAUUUAAAGUUCACACUAUACUGAGAAGAGUUUAUUUUUUUUAUUGUAAUGUUAUAUGUUACAAAAUUUGUAAUUAUCAGAUUUCUUGAACAGAAAAUUUAAGCUACUGUGAAGUUGUUGCACUUUUGCUUAAACCUGGGUUAAAGCUUGAAAUUGUUGAAUGACAGAGCCUCAUUUACUUUUUGUUUUGGGAUUCUAUGCAUUUAAACUCUUAAGGACAAUCAUAGCAAUUAAGUUGCACUUUUAACACUAUAUCUGAUGUCUGCAGUCAUUUUGUAAGUGCAUUGAAAAAAAAAUCGAAAAUCGAAUCGAAA